GAAAAAGCUACUUCGAGGACAGGCACGUUUUCGGUAUUCUUGCCCAGCUGCAUAUUGUCUAUUUAGUUCUUCCUGGACUACCCUACCUGCAUAGAUAAGAAGUAAGUUACAGCGACGGACGAGUACGAGUUUAUCAGUAGUACUGUUUCGGUUUAGUAGAUGUACGUUUGACGAUUGCUAAUCCAUCUCGACGUGGAAAAAUCAAGGUUGAGUGCCACCCUGUGUAUAAUAAUCUAUUUAUUCGUCCUGACUGUGAAUCAAUUCCAAUUUUCUAGUUUGUGAUUUCCUGUCCUCUGAGCGUGAGCACGGAAAUCUCAAUCAAAAUAACUACGUUGCUGUUCGACUACCUCCACUCCACAUUGGUUCCUGCAACUUUUUUUCGUGAUACUUCCCUAAGUUGUUUAUUGCACUUGCAAUACCUAGAAGUCGUGUCAUUCCCCCCUACAUUCCUCUCCCUGCGGCUGAAUCCAUAGUUCGUGUGGUCUACACGUCAAGGUCCUUGUAGACCCGCUGUAGUGAUGACGGUGGCUUCCACGAAGGGAACACCAGUGGACAUCAAAAUGAGUACUUCCCGGAGCGAGAUUCUUGGUGAGCUUCGGGCCUUGGCAGCGAACAUCAAGAAGAAGCACCUCCGCACUCUGCUCGAAGACUCUGACCGAAAUGAGGUGCUGUUCCGCAGCAACUUUUACUUUUUGGGAGCCAAAGAAAUAAUAACCCAGCGUUCUCCGCAAAAUAAGGGACCGCAGGCACCAGAGAGCGCAGUUGAGGUUGACAGUGUUAAAAACAGCCCCAGCAGCAGUAGCCCGAGCAGCAAAAAGCGAAGCACAGGAGCGCGAGGAGCUGCUGGGGCCUCAGCCCAACCCACUUCCAGCGGCGCGCCCCGCAAUUUGGGCCUCGUCGCGGACUUCACGCGCCAGAAGGUGGACGUGCCCAUCCUGCAGAAACUACUGCAGUACGCGACAGAACAGUGUCAGCUGCAGACGAAGAUCCUGGGCAUGGUCUCUGGCGAAGUGAUGAACCCGACCGAGAACCGCAAAGUGCUGCACUCCGCCCUGCGGCUGAACCCGCAGUCGUCGUCCGCACAUUUCUACGCCGCCGAGGUCCGGGACGAGGUGCUGCGGGUUCGCAACGAGGUGCGGGAGUUCAGCGAGGAGGUCCGCAGCGGGCGGUGGGUGGGGAUCACGGGCAAACCCUUGACCGACGUGCUUUCCAUCGGGAUUGGGGGUAGCUACCUGGGGGUGGAAUUUGUCCUGGAAGCGUUGAAAACGGAGCCCGACGCGGCCGCGGCCGGCCGCAACCGCCGGACGCAGUUCCUCGCCAACGUGGACCCCAUCGACAUCAAGCGCGCCACCGCGGGCCUCGACCCGGAGACCACACUGGUGGUGAUCUGCAGCAAAACCUUCACGACCGCGGAGACCAUCUUGAACGCGGAGUCCGUCGUGAACGCGUGGUUGCUCGAAAAACUGCGCCAGAAGGUGCCCGGCAACGUAUCAAAUGCAAAUUAUAUGUCUGGGUCUGGAAACUUGUGAUGCUAAAAUGUGGAUGAUGGAAACAGUUUCGAAUGCAACCAAGCAUGACAACUUUCCAGAACGCUUUCUCAUAGGCAAUCCGCAUGAGAAAUUGCGUUUUUGCCUGUACAAAGGAGGCUGCGCCUUUUGUUGGUUAUGCAAUACAGAUUUUCUAUGUAUGGAAAGCUAGCAUUACAAGUUCCAACCUUCCAGACCCAGACACUUUUGCAAUCCAUACAACGUGUCGCGCGACGACAUCGUCUCCACCCACGUGGUCGCGGUCUCCACGAACAAGGUAUCGCAAGAAAAAACUGUUUCACUGUAAACUUGUCAUGCAGAAAAUGUAUCUCACAUGUAUUUGUCUUGCUACACAUACAAGACCAUGGAUUUUUAGUUGUGUUUUCCCUUAGGAAUCUCGCAUGGCAAAUUUUCUCUGUGAUGCAGAACUUGCAACAUCGUUACAGUGAAACACUUUUUUCGUACGAUACAAGGUGCUGACCAAGCAGUUCGGGAUCACCAAGACCUUCGACUUCUGGGACUGGGUGGGGGGACGGUUCUCGGUGUGCAGCGCGGUCGGGCUCCUCCCGCUCUCCUUGCAGUUCGGCCCCAGCAUUGUGGACGCCUUUCUGGCGGGUGCGAACGAAAUGGACGAGCACUUUUUUUCCGCGCCACUCCCGGAGAACCUCCCGGUACUGAUGGGUCUAGUCCAGUUCUGGAACCGGAGUUUUUUGGACCUUGAGAGCUGCGCAAUUCUGCCGUACUGCCAGGCGCUGCACCGCUUCUUAUCACACGCCAUCCGUGUCGCGCGGCCGCGCACAACUGCCUUUCCCGUACGAGCGAUCCAGAAAGUCUCUUCUGUGCCAUGAUUUAUUGCUUCAAUAAAUACGAAUACUUAAGUCCGGAUGAACACUAAAUGUACAUGGUGACCACGUUCGUAGCAGGGGGAGUCAAUUCUAGUAAUAUCGAGAACCACAUCGUGGUCUACAUUCGCGCUCACAAACGGCAAAAUCUUCAUUUUGUGCAUAUUGAAAACUGCAGUUUCAUCUGCAGUAAGUGCAGGACUUGAACGAAAAGUUUUCAAUGAUCAAAUGAGAUGCAAUCUGCAAUCAUGUUUUUGCGGGUGCAGCUGUCACCCGCCCGUACGAGGAGUUGGUCGUGUGUUGACACGCGUCGAUAAUGCACCGCCCACAUUCAGCAGCUGGACAUGGAGUCGAACGGUAAAAGGGUAACGGUUGUCCCGAAGAGCGAGCCCGUGGACUUGCAAACGGGCGCUACCUACUUUGGCGAGCCGGGGACCAACGCCCAGCACUCGUUCUACCAGCUGCUCCACCAGGGUACCAGCGUGAUCCCCGCAGAAUUCAUCGGCUUCACGGAGUCGCAAAACGCCGUGCACCACCAAGACCGGGCACUGUCCAACCACGACGAGCUGAUGGCCAACUUUUUCGCGCAACCGAACGCGCUCGCGCUGGGGCGAUCGGCCGAAGAAGUGCAAAAGGGCGACCCGCAACUGAAGCCCGAGCUCGUCGCGCACAAGACCUUCCCCGGGGACCGUCCCUCCCUCAUGCUGCUCUUCGAUGGCAAGUGCGACGCCCGCACGGUGGGUCUUCUGCUGGCCUUGUAUGAACACCGGACCGCGGUGCAAGGCUGGUUGUGGGGGAUCAACAGCUUCGAUCAGGUAUUUGUUUUUACUCAUACCUGAUAUGUGAUUAGUAUAUCAUUGCAAAAAAAGGCAACGACCGCCUUUCAUUCUAGUUUUCCUUCCGCCAAAAAACGAACACCACCUGAUGAAGUUACGCCUUGAUUUGGUUCUAGUAUACAUGAAAAAGAAGAUAUUUUUUUAUGGCCGGCGCAGUGCCUCCAAUACAGCGUUCUUUACGUUGUAUAAAUUUCUUGUCUUGAAUAUAUUUUACAGUACGGCGUGGAGCUCGGAAAAGUGCUAGCAAAGGGUAUCACCAACACCAUGAAAGAAUUUCGGGCGGAUAAGAAGAUCACGUCCGACUCGGCCACCACACCCACCGAUCGCCUCUUGCGGAGUUACCUCCACAUGUCAGCCAUCUGA
Amoebophrya sp. A120 is the source of this 3567-nucleotide messenger RNA. The record is from the annotation of a GenBank genome assembly. NCBI's taxonomy places the organism in Eukaryota, Dinophyceae, Syndiniales, Amoebophryaceae.